AUGGAAACAAAACGUUUUAUUAUUCUUAUACUUCUAAGUCAUUUAGUAUUAUUUUAUUCAAUAUUUGAUGUUUAUUUUACAUCACCAAUUAAUCAUGGAAUGCCUGUACAUCGUUCAACUCAAACACCACGUGCUAAACGUCUUGUACUUUUUGUUGCUGAUGGUCUUCGAUCUGAUAAAUUGUUUCAACAAUUGAAUAAUACACCUUAUCUUAAUUCUAUUAUUCAGAAUAGAACAAGUUUGAGUGGUAUUUCACAUACACGUGUACCGACUGAAUCUCGACCGGGUCAUGUUGCAAUUAUUUCUGGUUUUUAUGAAGAUAUAUCAGCUGUUACACGUGGAUGGAAAGAAAAUCCAGUUGAAUUUGAUUCAAUAUUUAAUCGAAGUACAUAUGCAUUUGGUUUUGGUAGUCCUGAUAUAGUUCCAAUGUUUAAACGUGGUCAAUCUUAUGAACAUUUUUAUAUUGAAUGUUAUCAUUCAGAUAAUGAAGAAUUUGGUAAUGAUCGUGCUCAUGAAUUAGAUCUUUGGGUUGAAAGAAAAUUUGAAAAAUUUUUAUUAAAUAAUACACUUAAAAAUGAAUUAAAUAAAGAUAAAAUAAUCUUCUUUUUUCAUUUACUUGGUAUUGAUACAAAUGGUCAUUCAUAUAAACCAUGGUCAGAUGUUUAUAUGAAAAAUAUUCAUAUUGUUGAUGGAAUUACUCAACGAUUAGAAAAUUUAAUUGAGAAUUAUUAUAAACAUGAUCAAAAAACUACAUAUGUAUUUACAUCUGAUCAUGGUAUGACUGAUUGGGGUUCACAUGGUGCUGGUGAUGAUACUGAAACAUUAACACCAUUACUUGUUUGGGGUUCAGGUAUUCGUUCAUCACGUCAUACAGAUGUUCAUAUUGAACAAGCAGAUUUAUGUCCAUUAAUGUCUUAUUUUCUUGGACUUGAUUAUUCAAUAAAUUCAGUUGGUCGUUUACCAAUUGAUUAUUUAUUACCUGUUGAUGAAGAUCUUCUUCAAGCUUAUCUUCAAAAUGCUCGACAAUUACUUGAACAAGUACAUAAACAAUAUGAUUUAUUAAAAAAACGUUUAUUAUUUUUUAAACCAUAUAAUUUAAAUGAAGAAAAUUUUUUUGAACGUAUGGAAAAAGUUGAAGGUUAUAUGAAUUUAUAUCAAAUUCGAGAUGAUAUUAAAGAUUUUAUGCGACAUGUUGCUUUAGCUAGUCAUUAUUAUCAUACAUAUCGACGUUUUUUACUUAGUAUAUUAAUUAUUAUUGGAUUUUUGACAUCUAUUUGUACGACUUUAUAUCAAUUAAAUCCAAUGAGAUCAUUAUCAUCAUCGAUAGCUUUAUUAUGUAAAAUAGUAUCGAUUUUAGUUUUUAUUCUUUUAUUAAUUGAACAAUCACCUUGGACACAUUUGUUAUAUCCAACACUUGUUUGUAUACAUACAUGGAUUUCAGCUAAUUUUGCUAUGAAUUGGAUACAUCAAAAAGUUUUUAACCAAAUAAAAUAUUUUUCAUUUUGGUUAAAUUUAUUUAUGAUUGGAAUUUUUUUACAAACAUAUAUUUUACCAUUUUUUCAUCGUUGGACAAUGUCAAUAGGUGUUUUCUUAUUAUUUAUUGAUGCUAUUCGACGUUGGCAAGGGUAA
Messenger RNA from Rotaria sp. Silwood2, 1629 nucleotides. NCBI's taxonomy places the organism in Eukaryota, Metazoa, Rotifera, Eurotatoria, Philodinida, Philodinidae. The record is from the annotation of a GenBank genome assembly.